AUGAAUAGAAUAAUCCUAUCCCUAUCAUCAGUGGUGAAAGUGUUAAAUUAAAAUUAAAAGUACUCUUAGUUAUAGGCUAUGGUAGUACGGCUACAUCAAGUUGGUUUUGUUAACGUCUCUGAACUCGCCUCGCCUUCUUCAACCACAUCAGGAGAUUUUUAAGUCCUCCGACCUCCAGUCUCCAGUCACUAGUCAGAUAGAUAGUCAUUAGUCAUUCAUUGCAUGCAAAAACUGUAGGCCUACUAUCUAUCACACAACUCGUCAGAUUAGAUCACACCAAAUUUUUCCAGGAUUAAUGCAAAGUUUUAGCUGUUUAAAAACCAGGUGGAAAGUUUUCUUCAAGAUGUGUUGUUGUAACCACCUUGUCAGGAGCCUGUGGAUGGGGUAUCAAGAUGAGUGUGUUCCAAAGCUGCAGCAACACCAGCGAUGCGACCCCUCUCUCCUCCCCUCAGAGCUUGUACCUCAAACCUGUAGCUCGAUUAAACAUAUCCGUACAGCUCCCCAACUUGAAAACACCUGGAAAAAGUAUCUCCAACUGGGAAGUGAUGGAGAAACUGCGACAUUAUGCCGUGCCAGAAGAGCUCUAUCAUCUGAAAGUAGCCAAGAGUACGUUAGAAGUAGUGAGGUUCGAAGCAGAGAUAGAAGACCGCUCAAAACUUCUGGCCGUCUUGGCCCGACUCAAUGGGCGAUCCCUGAAACUCUCAGGUUUCCAUGAGAGCCUUAAAGUGAGAGCGGCUGAAGCUAAACCUGAUUUUCCUAAUCGUCAUUCGUGGGAUUCUUACUUCCGGGAUGCAAAAAACAUGAAUGAAAUGAAACCUGGUGAAAGACCUGACACAAUUCAUAUCACUAAUCUUCCUUGUAAAUGGUUUGCUGCAAAAUCUGAUGCUUCAAAGCCGAGUGAAUAUGUUUUGAGAAAAGUAUUUGAAGUUUUUGGUGAAGUUCGAUGUGUUGAUAUUCCAAUGUUGGAUCCUUUCAGAAGCCAAAUGAAAUCUCACAUAUCUGGUAUUAAGAUGUUUUCCAAUAACCAGAACUUAAUAUUUGAGGCUUAUGUUCAAUUUAAAGAGUAUAUGUGUUUUGUGAAAGCCAUGGACGCUCUCCGCGGAAUGAAAUUAAUGCACAAGGACGAGACCGGAAAGGCUUUUACUGCUAGUAUUAAGGUGGACUUUGAUAAGACAAAACAUCUGAGUGACAGCAGCAUUCGUCGUAGGAGAGUCGAGCGAGAGCGGCUCAUGGCCAAAGAACAGGAGCGAGAAGACCAAGAGCGGCAGAAGAGAGAAGAAGAAGAACUUAAAUUGGCUGCAGAGAGAAAGCGAGCCGAGGAGGAGAGGGCAGCUAAGUUGGAGAGACAGCGGCAACGGGAGGAGCGACGCAAGGCCAAGAUGUUGGAGAGACUCAAGCACCGAGAGGCGGACGACAUGAAUAAAAAGAUAGCAACAGAAGAAAGACUCUUGCUCAUAGCUCAGCGGAGACUGGAGUCCUUUAGACUGUUGGGAGAGCUGUUCAACCGGCUCAAGGUUGCCAAGGAAAAUGAACGAUACAAUAAAAGAGAGAAGUGGAAAAAACAGUCGGAUGGUGUGAAAAAACUAGGAUCGGAAGAAUCAGGGAAUGACCUUCAAGAAAAAGAGAAAGCGCUUAGAGAUAAACUUGUCAACAAAUUUAAGCACGAUGAUAAAAAGGAUAAAUCUCACAUGAACAGAGAUGAAGGCAGAGGUUCUAGCAGUGGUUGUGAUCUUUCUGAUGCUCCGGAGGCGUACAAUGAUCUGGAAGUGGACCAAGAAGAGUACAACCAAGGAUUUCAUCGUGGGAGAGGUCGAGGACGGUUCAACAGAGGAAGGUGGCGCAACAACUUUAACUUCAGAGGCAAUCAAUAUCCUCAUCCUCAAAUGCCUUUCCAGCCGUUCCCUAACCGAGGAGGGUUCUUUCCUAGAGGAGGCUUUCCUCGAUGGCCUCGAUAUCAGCGAGGGAGAGGAGGAGGAGACCAUGGCUUCUUUCCCCCUCCUUUCAUCGACCCUUUCUACCUGAUAAAUGAUCCGUAUUACAAAUACUUUCAAAAGGUCGCAUUCGGGAACAACCACCCUAGGUCGAAAUCUCGUUCUCGAUCUCGCUCCAGUUCCAGGACCAGGUCGUAUUCGAGGUCCUACUCUAGGUCGUACUCAAGGAGUCGUAGCAGAUCUCGUAGUGGCAGCAGGUCGAGACAUCGGCGCUCUCGCUCUCGCAGAAGCAGUAGUCGUUCUAGAUCCAGAUCCAGGGGACGCAGAAGAAGUAGACGCCGGAGUCGAAGUCCUCGACGCAAAUCCCAUUCUUCCAGACACUCGCACAAAAGUGAUAAGAAACAAGAGAAAUCGGAUGUGGAAGUAAAUGUAGAAAGAGAUAAAUCAGUAGAUAAAGUUCCGUCUGUACAUACAUGGUCGAGAUCUCCUUCCCAUUCUAGGUCUCUCUCUUGGGAGAAACGUAAAGAUGAACCUUCUUCAUCAACUGGUCACAAGCACAAGAAAGAGAAAAAAAGGAAGAAAGAGAAGAAGAAAAAGAAAAAGGAUGACAAUUAAUUAAGUCGUUAUCUAGUCAAUCCAUUAUGUUCACGUGUCAAAAUCACCUUGUGGUCCAUUGUAUCUUAUUUUUUUAUUUUCUUACAAUAUUAAUAUUACAUGUGAAAUUGUCAAUAGGGUUAGUGUCAUACUUUUAAAACUUUAUAUUUGUGUUAUAUACAAUUGUUUUCUUACAAUAGUUUUUAACAGUGAUGGAUGGGUUGAUUGAUAUAUAAAUUAAGUGGAUAAUCUAAAUACUGAUAGUAAUACAUUUAAAAAAAAUUUCUUUUUUUACCAUUGAUGUCUAGGCUAUUAGCUAUAAUAAACAGAUGAGCAGUAGUUUUUGGUUGUAUUGAGCAUUAGACUUCAAUUUCUAACAAUAGGUACACAGUAGAUAACCUCUUGUUCAGAUCUCUGGUUUAAGCAGCCACUCUCGUGUAGCUUUGUCCAUAGCUACCUAAAGACAAAAAAUCCUUUUCGUCCAGGGUAGGAUAAAAGUUAUUGCCAUAUUAAUUGAUUGUUUAGUGUUAAAAACCUAAGUUGUCUUAAUUUGACAUACACAAAGUGUGGGUUUUGUAUUAAGUCGGCCUUAGUCCACUAACAAGACUACAAGAUCACGCCAUUCAUACUUGGCUAAAAAUUUCAGUCCCAAGGAAUCCAAUCGAGAGGGAGUCUUCCAUAAUUUAAUUACAAUUUGUGUCAAUUCAAUGUUUAAACUAUAAAAUAAAUCCCUUUAUAACCUGACUAUAUCUUUUGUACUACAGCAAGUAUUUGAUUUGUUUUAUUGAUUAAAGAAUAUUAACUGAACUAAAAAUUGAUGUCAUCACAAUCAUCCUAGCUGUCAUAUAAUAUAUGUAAUAUAGCGUGUCGCUAUGCGUCACAUAGCAAAUAAACCACAAAUGACUCAACACAAACGGUAAGAAAAAAAAGUGAAAAGAGAAUCAACCCAUCCUUAUUUUUCAUUUGCUUUGUUUUAAAUAAGUAGCAGGCAAGUUCAUUUUCACCAGAGGUAAUAAUUCUUCACAACCACAGUAGUAUGUACUCCGAUUAUCCAAAAUCAUUGGGGAUCAGGAUAUGCUGAAAUUUUAAGUAGUGGGUCCCAAAAAAUUUGGUAUUUGACAUAAAAACUAAAUUACAACAGUUAAAUAAAUUGUAUACUGGACAUAUUGUGUGCGGUAACAGCGGGGGCUCUCAUUUUUACGCUCAUGUUGCCAUAGGGUCAACACAAUAUCGCUUCAUACGCUCCCUCUGGGAUUUUAUUAAUAAUCAUAUUUUUAACAUUUUACUCAAAAUUGAUUCUGAUAAUCUGAUUUCUACUGUGGUUAUGAAAUAUCUUCUGUACAUGUUUUUAAAGCUCAGUUUUGACUCCCAUGUCUUUAGUUGUAACUUGUAUAAGGGAGUUUAACCUUUGGCUAUCUAGUAGCUAAGAUAGUUUAAGCCGAUAAAAGUUUCAACCAAUUUUCAUAUUUAACAAUAAUUAAUUAUUGUGAAAACAAAAAGUUAAAACACUCUGUUUUUUUUUUACUAUUCAGGUACUGUAGAGACUGAUUCUUAUUUAGACUCUUGUAUUUAUAGGGCUCACAAAUUACAUGUCUGUCCAUAUUCCUAGAACAACCCAUAGACCAGUACAAUCUGGUUUACAGAUGUUUUUGUUGUGUUCAUUUACAUGUCUGUCCAUAUUCCUAGAACAACCCAUAGACCAGUACAAUCUGGUUUACAGAUGUUUUUGUUGUGUUCAUUUAUUGUUUGCUGUCAUUUCACUUAUUCAAUAAUAAUUAUUGAAUGAGUGAAAUGACAUUAAUUAUUAAUGUUGGACUGUACUACUUCUGAAUAACCAACCACCUGUAUUUUUAUAAACCGUACGAAGUGUUAUUAUAAAAAACAGAAUACUAAAGAUCCUUAAUUAACAUAAAGCUUUAAUAAGUAAUAAAUAUUAUGUAGAUACCAUUCCAGCUUAGAACAAACCUAACUCUUUUCUGUUAUUUCAUUGUAAAAGAGCUUAUUUUCCUUUUUGUACUUAGAAAGUAAACAUGAACAUUUGUUAUUAAACGAUUUUCUAAGAGAUAUGU
Messenger RNA from Macrosteles quadrilineatus (aster leafhopper), 4594 nucleotides. RefSeq names its product A-kinase anchor protein 17A-like. The transcript is spliced from 8 exons. Bases 393 to 2546 code for a protein of 717 amino acids. Gene Ontology annotation, molecular function: nucleic acid binding. The record is from RefSeq and is a predicted model, not a curated record. NCBI's taxonomy places the organism in Eukaryota, Metazoa, Arthropoda, Insecta, Hemiptera, Cicadellidae.